Molecule: messenger RNA, 1304 nt
Organism: Emericellopsis atlantica
Lineage: Eukaryota; Fungi; Ascomycota; Sordariomycetes; Hypocreales; Bionectriaceae
Product: WD40-repeat-containing domain protein
Exons: 2
Coding region: 231-1292 (353 amino acids)
Biological process (GO): mRNA splicing, via spliceosome
Cellular component (GO): catalytic step 2 spliceosome
Molecular function (GO): protein binding
Source: RefSeq, a predicted model, not a curated record
UUCCUGUGAGUGGUAGGGGGCUGGAAGUGUAGAACCAACUCCAAUUGCGCACGUCACCUGCCCUGCAGUGUCCGAUUCUCACGUGAUCUCCCACUCAUCGCAUAGCAGAGUCCAGGCGCCAAAGGCAGCGUCAACAUGAACCAGUGCACCAUGACACUGGCGCUACCUGUAACACCCAUGGUGAUAUGAAGAAGACUCCGAUGGACGCUCAGUGACAGCGAACACCCACAAUGGCGCAGCAUCUGCCCGACACACCUGCUGCCCAACUCACAGGCUCAACCGGCCCCAUACACGCUGUGUCAUACUCCUCCUCCCCUGGCACGUACAUUCUCACAGGCUCGGCGGACCGCUCUGUCCGUCUAUACAAUCCCUUCCCGUCCACCACCGCGCCCGCUAUCCGCUCCUCCUCCAUCACAUCCAAGCAAGCCCUGUCGAUACCGCAGGGACGGCUCGUGCAGACAUACAAUGCACAUGGCUACGAGGUUCUCAGCCUAGCCGUGGCCAGCGACAACCACCGCUUCGCCUCGUCGGGGGGCGACCGGGCGGUGUUCCUAUGGGACGUCAGCACGGCCACGACCAUUCGCCGGUUCGCAGGCCACGGGGGCCGUAUCAACGCCGUGAAAUUCGCCGGCGACGGGGAGAGCCUCGUGGUCUCGGGGGGCUUCGACACGAGCGUGCGGCUGUGGGACUGCAAGUCGAGUAACCUGAAGCCGAUACAAUGCCUCGAGGACGCCAAGGACGCCAUUACGACGCUCGCGGUGUUCGACAAGCAGGUCAUCGCGGGCAGCGUCGAUGGUCGCGUACGGAGCUACGAUGUGCGCAUGGGCAAGUGCACGACCGACGUCAUUGGCGCGAGCGUCACGAGUCUGGACACGACGCGGGAUGGGAGGACGGUUGUCGUGGGCAGCCUGGACUCCAAGAUUCGCCUCAUGGACCGUGAUACGGGCAAGUGUCUACGCGCGUAUGCCGAUUCUGGGUUCAAGAAUACCGAGUAUCGGGUGCAGAGUAUACUGGGCGGGAAAGAAAAGUACAUUCUCGCCGGCGACGAGGACCCCGAGCAGCCUGAGACGGGCCGGCUGUGGGCGUGGGAUCUCCUCAGUGGGAAUCUGAUCAAGAAAAUCAAUGUUCCGUGGGGCCCCGAGGAGGGGAAGAAGCGAGUCGUAGGUAGGGAUGGCAAGGAAAAAGUCAGGAGGAACGUUGUCAGCUGUCUCGCGUGGAGGGAGGGUGGCUGGGGCGAUCAGUAUUGUGUAGGAGGGACAUCUGGCAUAGUCACUGUAUUCGGAGCUCUUUGACGCGUGGGCCGC